CCAACCCACAGCUCCGCUUUUGUGCUCUCAGACCUUGUGACACAACGACCACAUAUCGCUCAUCUGACGUCUUCCAGUAACUCAAUACUACACCAUCAUGUCGAAGCCAAUCCUGGAGUUGAUCGAGAUGAACGAGGCAGGCAUUGUCACAGCAACAUACGUCCAAACGAGCACAGCCAAACGCGACGUUUCCAGGAUCGACAGGAUUGAGCCAGAGAGCACACAAAAAUCACUCAAAGCACUACUAGAUGUUUUUUUACCAGCCGGAUAUCCUCAUUCCGUGAGCGAAGACUAUUUACCAUACCAAAUCUACGAUUCACUUCAAGCGUUCUCUAGCUCAAUUGCCGGACUCCUUGCUUCAAGGGCAGUGCUCGAAGGUGUUGGCGUGGGUGAUGCUUCGGCAUCCGCUACCAGUGCGCUCUUACUUUCAAUCUUGCAAGAGUCUAUGGGCAGGGCCGCAACGAUAUUGUUUGCUCAUCGCCUCGGCACGUCUUUAGAGCCUGAGUGUAAAAUGUACCGGUUGUUGGCUGAUGUUUUCAAUGAUGCCGCCAUGGUACUCGACUGCUUGUCGCCAGCCUUUCCGAAACCAAUGCGAGUCCUGAUACUGGCGUCUAGCAGCAUCCUGAGAUCGCUAUGCGGAGUUGCGGCCGGCAGCUCAAAAGCCAGUCUCAGUGCUCACUUUGCUCGCUGGGGAAAUUUGGGAGAGCUCAAUGCUGUAAGUUUCAUCGAAGACUACAAAUAUAUCGAGAAAGAUUCGAGUCAAGAAACUGUAAUUUCUUUGAUUGGAAUGCUGGUUGGUUGUCUUGUGGUCAAGGCGGUCAAUACGCCCUUGGCGACUUGGACGACGUUGCUGCUGCUGCUAGCGUUGCAUCUUGCUACGAACUACAUGGCGGUCAGGUCGGUGUGCAUGCGCACGCUCAACCGUCAACGUGCAAACAUAGUCUUUGCUUGCUUGCAUAAGCAUGAUCGCGUGUUGAGCCCUGAGCAAGUCUCAGACAAGGAGAGAAUAUUCGAACGCGAUGGAAUAUUGCGUGAUGCAGACGACAAAUGCUUGGGCUACUGCAGGAUUGGAGUCCCCGCUUCUGAACUGUUGAUGCACCUAGGAAAGACGGACAAGCUGACUAAAGCGACGAACCUUGCGGACGGCAGGCUACUGCAGCUAUUGGGUCUUUUCGAGGAGGAGGGUUACGUGAUCUAUCUGGAACACGCGUCAAACAUGGCCUGCAUCUUGUUAAAGAAGGGCAGCAACACCGCGGUUCAGUUGAAGGCCUGGUACCAUGUCCUACUUCUUGCGCGACUAGCCGGGCAGGGGUGCAAAGCUGAAGAGGCACCCAUGGACAUGGUUAAGAGCACACUUGUGGCUGUAAGGAAGGACUGGGAUAAGGUCCAAGCAAGACUUGGUGAGGCCGGCUGGGAUUUGGAGACGGCGGCGCUGGAGACGACUUCGGGCUCAAGGGUGUGCAUCCAAAGGUGAGACGUAGGGGUCCUGUCUUCCUCCACGAAAUGGUCAGUCGCCAUCGGCGAUCGUGGGAGAUGGUGAGAUACGAAAGCUUGUCUGUUGAAUGAAGCACGUUCUCCAAGCGUGGACGACCACGGAUCAGUAGUUGUCUUGGAGGCUUUGCGUGUCGGGUGACGAGUCAGUGCGAGACGUAUGCCGAGCCAAUCGCGCCAGCUAGAUUGUCGUCAGAGCACAAGAGCACUCACUGCGCGCACAGAAGGAGCGGAAGCCGGAUGAGAUAAGAGAACCCACUUGGAAUCAUACUCCGACGAGGUCUGCGACACGAAGUUAAGCUUGGAGGCAGGCGCUUGAUGAACAUGCCUUGGAACAUCUGCAAAGCCUCCCCUAGACCCUCUGACUCUGAUGUACCAAGGUAUUCGACUUCUAACUUCGCUCGGGCGCCUGUCAAAACAGAUCGCGUUUUUUUCAGGGAACUUAGGAGUAAAUUGCAUGGUGCGAAGUAAA
Aureobasidium subglaciale EXF-2481 is the source of this 1963-nucleotide messenger RNA. RefSeq lists its product as uncharacterized. Lineage: Eukaryota; Fungi; Ascomycota; Dothideomycetes; Dothideales; Saccotheciaceae. Bases 98 to 1474 code for a protein of 458 amino acids. The transcript is spliced from 7 exons. The record is from RefSeq and is a predicted model, not a curated record.